UCAUACCACCAUCCUCCACUCCGCAUUCUGCGCCAACCACCUCUUGCUCAAUUGUCAGGUCCCUGUUCACUACUGUCCUGUUGUGUCUCGUCGACCUGCAGCUACAUCACACCUUUCCCCCCCAGACGUCUGCGACCACCCGACGACUCGAAGACUUGACACCUGCCGCCGGGCCUUCUUCCUCCGCUCGCCUACAGAACUCGACAUUGACCAGCGCUGCCUCAUUCUCACCAUCUCACACCCUGCCAGCCUGCGAGUGCUGCGAAUGUUCAGUCUUUCCGCCAGUCGCAUCACCGCAUACUCUUCCCACUACCCAAACACACUUCUGUCGCUCCUUCGAGAACUCCCACCCACCCCCGCCUUGCGCGCAAUGCUCUUUCCUUGACCAGCCUCGAAUCCGAAACUUGCCACCACCAUUGUCGUGUCGUUGUCUGACUGUCGACCAUCACCCACUGCAAAUUCCUCCUCGAGACUUCCCGUCAAACUGGUCGCGUCCGUCAAGCGCAUUAUGGGCUUAUAAGGCCGCAAAACUACGGUUUCUUUUCUUUUCAUAAUUUACACGCCCGAUCAUCAUGGACCCUGCUGCUUGCAAAGUCAUAUACAUUGAUGAGCGAUUCAACACAGAGAGGUGGAUCUCCAGAGAUGGCUUGAUGCCCAGUACGCCGCAGAGAGUGGGAUCGGAAGUAGAAUUCUCGGACCUUCCUUUGGACCUUCAGUCUAACGUCAAUGCUUUUCUAACCGUCUUCAAUCAAGUAUUUGUGUGUAGUUCCGGGAGAGCCUUUUCCUCGAAGCUCUCUGAUCUCCACGACCAAGCCAAGUUCGAUUGCACACCUAUCCUUGCCUGUUUCGACGUUGGUUCCGAGUCCAAGCACGACUUCUUGAGAUCCAAGUCCAGAUUCUUCCCCUCGUCCGACUCCCCAUUGCCGUCUCCGAGCCUCUUGAGGAAAGAAAUCACCUUCUCGUCCGAGUCUGAUGAGUCAUACGGUCUUCAGCUUCUUUCCAGGAUAGCGUCGGACUUGCAAGUAGAAGAGGGUGUCAAACUCAUCAUACCCGUGGCCAUUGUGCAACCCAAACGGAGCGAUUCUCACGACCAGGCAUUCGAAGAUGUUCGAUCCAGUGAGGUUUCAAGAGCGCCUUAUGGCCCGGAGUCUCAGCCGGUUGAGAUCAAGGACAACUCCGACAUCAUCGACGCCCAAAUCAUGCUGCAGUGCCUAGAUGCAGGCGCCCUCGAUGUGGUCAAAAGUCCUCUGAACAAGGCAGGUAUCAUGGGACUGACCGUGCACGCAUAUCGGAUUUACAAGCAUGCAAAGAAAGAGCAAGCCGGCUUCAUGGGCAUGACCAGAAAAUCUCGCAAACAGUCUUGGGUUGGUAUGGAAGAGGAAAAACCUUACGCCUAUCUUAGGGAAGCUAUGGUGAAGAAACUCCUCAAAGGCAUCUGCGAUCCUCAGAAUAUCAUUGAGGAUUACCAAUAUCGCGACCUCUACGUCCGAGAAGUGCGGAAACCAGCCAUUGCACAGGCUGUCGGUUCUUGGGGCUUUGAUGGGCACGACUUCUCUGAAGACGAACUGGUCUAUGCUGGUUAUUUCAUGCUCAACCAUGCUCUGGAGAAUCUUCAGUCAGUGGGCGAGUGGCGCAUGAGCCAAGCCGAAUUGCUUCAUUUCAUGCAGGGUUGUCGCAUCGCAUACAAUUCUUUCGUUCUUUACCACAACUUCAGACAUGCUGUCGACGUUCUCCAGUCGGUCUUCUAUUUCCUCGUGCGGAUUGGCCUCCUUCCUCCAUACCCCGUUGGUGCUGAACCUUCGCCGUUUGCGGACAAGAGAUCACCUAUCGCGCGUCUGUUGGGGCCUUUCGAAGCUCUCACCAUUCUCAUCUCGGCAAUUGGCCAUGACGUGGGCCAUCCAGGUGUCAACAAUAUGUUUCUGGUCAAGUUGAAUGCGCCUCUUGCUCAGCUGUACAACGACCAAUCUGUAUUGGAAGCCUUCCACUGCGCUGCCUAUUCUCAAAUACUACGCCGUCACUGGCCGGCCGCAUUUCAGGAUAAAGACAUGCGAAAACUUAUGAUUAGCACCAUCUUGGCCACCGACAUGGGCUUACAUUCAGACUACAUGCAGCAACUCGGCAAUCUUCAAGAAAAGGUACAUGAGACCAAAGUUACCGAUGGAUGGGCUCCUAAGGACAUUGAGUGGGCGCGUACACUGGCCUGCGGCUUGCUAAUCAAGUGUGCCGAUAUCAGCAAUGUUGCGCGUCCAUGGGAAGUAGCAGAGAAGUGGACGGAUCUCUUGCAGAAGGAGUUUGCUCAUCAAGGAGAAAUGGAACAAGCCGUCGGCAUGGAAACCGCUCUCUUCGGUGGCCCUCCUGAACUGGGAAACAUGUUGAAAUUGGCUAAUGGCCAAAUUGGUUUCAUGACAAUAUUCGCCCACCCUCUUUUCGCCAAUGUUGCCGAUGUCAUUCCCGCCAUGCGAUUUGCGGCAGAUGAGAUACUCACUAACAAAGGUGUUUGGUUUACCCGAGCCGAGCAUGAAAAGAAAAUGCAGUUACUCCGAAGAACUACUGGCUUUGGUGAUAACGGGGCUGUCAGCCCUCGGACGCAGAGCCCAGCUGGCCGGAAAACGCGCAAUGAAUUGCCCACUUCCCCAUUGAAAGGACGAAACGAUGUGCCAGAGAACCUGGGAACUGGUGCAGAUGUCAAAAAAAGCGGAAGCAUAACACCUCGAAGUACCUCCCGUCCAUCAUCGUUGGCGGCUGCUGCCGGAAUCGCCAUAGCAGCGAAUGAUUCAACAACCCGAUCAACACCGACUGCUACUAGCCACACAGACCUACAGACACCUCCUGACCAGAGAAGUCCUGCUGCUGUUUUGACGAAUGGCGAUCACGGGCACCGUGGCCCCUAUUCAACUGAAAACGAAUCUGCCACCAGCACGCCCAGACAGAACGCCGUCACUAAUGAACUGCCAUCGGAAUCUUUGCAAGCUCUUUCUGACACUCGGAGAGACCAAACUGUCUCUAUGCGUGCCGGCAGUGAGGCUAUCCCCGCCGAAGCUGUAGAAGUCGAAAAACAAGAGGCCUUGGAUCAAGAACAUGGGUCCGGAUUCAAGUUCGCGACUUCGAGACAAGACGAGCCAGUGCGGACUUAUGACCCAGAUCGUCAAUACUCGGCUACACAUGCUAAUGCCAGAGCGAGUGCGCCUGCCAAGGACGGUGAAUCGAAGCAGCAGGCUCAAAAUGCUUCCAAAGCCGCUUGCCCUUUUGCUCCUCCACGUGUGGGGACAGCUACUGCGCCAACGGGUAUUAAUGAACAAGCCAUAUCACCCACCACGCGUACAGUAGCAUCGAGCGCCACCCCAAAGACCAACAAUGAGCCGACUCACAACCACAAUGGAUUUCACGACGUGCGCAAUCGAGCAGUCAGUGCGCCUAUGCGGUCGACAAGUCCCGGGCUUAGACCGAGCUAUAGCAUGGGCAGCAAUAGCGCCACAAGCCGAGAGAGCAGCAAGCUUGAUAUCCAUGCCACGAUCUUGAGCAAUGGUGAACCCGAUGAGGCUAGCGGACAUAGAAAAAGCGGCUCUAGAACCAUAGGUCGAAAGAGAAGCAAAUUAAAGCUUGGUCUGGCUUUUUGGAAGAGGAAAGGUAGUGAGAAGAACUUCGCCGAAGGCAAUCGGCCAGAGAGCCAGGGCAGCUGAUAACACGGGGCUCAGGGAUCCAAAAUGGAGGGUGGAAUCAUGUUCGUGUUUCAUUGCAGCGUUAUUGCAUCAUAUUGGGAUCCGUUUUACGGGAGGUUGUUCUCGAUGUUCAGCUACGAGGGUCAUCAAAACAUGGAGUGGGCAUCUGAAGUUAGGCAAUCUCACUCAACGGAGGUGUUCGUUCAGCGAGAUUAAUAUUGUUUGUCAUGACGGAUGAUUACAGAAGGGUUAUACCUACUUGUGAGGGCGACAGCAAGGGCGUUUCGUUUCGACAAUGAGGCUUUGAGGGCGACGAGUGGCGCAGAAGGCUCGUUGAUGGAUGACUUGUACGUUUACGAUGGAUAUGGUGUGAUUUCCCGUACACCACGUUGGGAAGAGACACGAGGCCACGAUGAUUGGGAAGCAUUCCAGCACUCGAUGCAGGCUCAGAUGAGUCGGGCAGACAAUGAAAAACAGGGAUUAUGAUCUAUCGCUCAAGUGCAUAUACUUUGUAUCGACUGGGCAAUUUUGAUCGGGGUUUUCU
Molecule: messenger RNA, 4203 nt
Organism: Exophiala oligosperma
Lineage: Eukaryota; Fungi; Ascomycota; Eurotiomycetes; Chaetothyriales; Herpotrichiellaceae
Exons: 4
Coding region: 573-3680 (1035 amino acids)
Biological process (GO): signal transduction
Molecular function (GO): 3',5'-cyclic-nucleotide phosphodiesterase activity
Source: RefSeq, a predicted model, not a curated record